Cladocopium goreaui is the source of this 2354-nucleotide messenger RNA. NCBI's taxonomy places the organism in Eukaryota, Dinophyceae, Suessiales, Symbiodiniaceae. The record is from the annotation of a GenBank genome assembly.
UGCUUCAAAGGUUUGGCCUUUGAUUCCACUGAUUUGAUGCCAUUUCGGAAGCUUACGUCAUCAUCGUUCCGUUGCGUCGCUUGGGCUGCGGCAUGACGACCUCAAUGUGGAGAUGUACUACGCUCUUGGCAUUGUCCAUAGGUGUGAAUGCGGCAAGCGAUAGCCAAGUGCAGACAGUGGACAUGUACAGAGCAAUGCAAAAGCCGCCAGAUGGCAAGGAGACCAACAGAGUAUCCAACAACAAUCUAGCAGAUAUUCUGGGUGUCUUGCGCUAUGUUCAUCAAGAAAUCAUCGUGGAGCACGUGGCUGGGAAUCCUGAGCGCGAAACCAGGAAGUAUGGAAUCGAUUCCUUUGCUCACUAUCGCAUGAAAGUGCGCAAUCCAGAUACCAUCUUGAAGGACCCCAGCAAGAUGGCCAUCCCGGGCUUUGGAGGCUUUGGAGCCUUUGAUUUCGGCGUGGCCACAGCCAUGGACCUACUGCAAGGAUUGGUGGCAAGCGGUGAUUACGUUGGCAUCAGCAAGCAGGACUCUCCACAGAUUAAUUUCACACACCCUUGGUAUUGGUUCUCUGUUGAUGGAGAUUGUCCCAAUCUGCCUUGGACUUGUGUGAAGCCAUACCCAGGAUGCACUGCACAGGCUCCCCCUACGAUGCCGCAGCCUUGUGAUCCAGAUGGAUGCGCCGGCAAGCAGGAUGAGGCCGCUCGGAACUGCAGUUCUAAGCCGCAUUUCACCGAUCCAUCUGACACCGAGACGGCGCGAAAGUGCUGCUUGCAUUACAGCUCGAGUCCUGAUAAGGUGAUCAUGGGUGGUCUGUGCGACACUUCGGUCUCAGAACCAACUGGAAAUCUUGGCUGCGUGUACCAGUAUGAGGAGUUGAGCUCAAAGGAUUUCCUGAAUAUUGACGACUUGAACGGCAUCAAUUCCAUGCAAUGUGGAUCGAACGGAAAGAGGAAGUGCUCUGGCUGGAAAGACUGGAGAGACAAUUGCUACGACCCAGAGGGGAAAUACAAGAAGAGAUUCCAUUGUGAAGACUGCCAUGAUUCCGGCAAGUGGAAUGUCACUACCCAGGUCACAGGCUAUUGCGUCGAGUAUGACCUGCACCCGUUCUGCCAAGAGACACAGAACCUUUGCCAGGAUCCGAAAUGCAUGGCCCUGAAGCCAGAGGAGAAGGAAUACGGUUUGCCCUUCUGGUCGGGCAAAUGCGAGGUGGAAGGCAACAGGAAGCGCGCAGAAGCUGUGGCGACAUACUUCUUGGGUGACUCUGUGAAGAACUCACACUGGUUGGUGGACAAGGCAGCCCUGGAUGCAAGUCCGGUUUGCGCAUCAACAGACAUUUCCGUGCCAAAUCAGUGCACUCCAAACCCAGAUGGUGGUCCCUACUGCACUCGUGUUUUUGGCGGUGUUUGCUCCACGUGUUACCUUCCUGGCACUGACCCGCCCUACCCCGACCCAAGCACUCAGCCAAUGUGCCCCUUCGGAGUACUUAAGGAGAAGGGAAACACACCUCCUACCGAGACAAAGUGCGCCAGCAAUGAUCCGUUGAAGAUUUGCUGUUUGUAUGGUCUAGGCACUUGCGCCGUCAAUGGCACCGAUGGAUCUGAUGCCGAACUCACGGCUCGUGGCUUCCUCCAAACCAUGAGGAUGAUGGACAACAAGGAGAUGGUUAAGUUUGCAACCCGUAUCGUCUCUGGACGGGGAGGGGCAAUCUCGAACGAGAAUGGUUUUGAUGAAGAGAUCUAUGCCACAUGGCAUUAUCAGCCGCCCAACAAUCCCGAGGAGGCCUGGAAGAUCUUUGAGGAAACCAUCAACAAGUCCUCGUCGGUGGACUGGCAUCCCAGCCCCAAACCGAAACCAGGAUCUGGCGGCGGAGGCGGCACAGUCAUUACAAUCCUGGUUGUCCUGUUGAUCCUUGCUGGACUUGGCUUUGCGGCCUACAAGUUCUACAUCCGGCCGCGGCAGGAGGUGGCACUGGGGACUGGGGGACGACUGAAGUCUUCUCUGCAUCGACAGUAUCAGUCUUGUGGACAGGCACGCCAGCAGCUACUACCAAGCGACAACAGGUCAGUGCAGAUGAGCGGCUGAGACAUGAACCCUUUUGCACAUUAUUCCUUAUUAAUUAUUGUAACUUAUUAUGCUGUUUGAUCAUACUGUUUGUUCUGUUGCUGGUUUUGUCAAUCUUGUCGUAGAGAUCUUCGAGCAGUUUGAACAACACGGUGCUGAAGUCUUGAGACAAGACUCCCUUCUUUUCGACGGCUUUUGUGCCUAAAGAGGCCAAUCGAAGAAGUCGCAUGCCUCUCAUUUGAAGCAGUUGAUUUAUGGCGGUUUAAAGCGCACCUAUGAAGCACUGCCUCCGUC